UGUUGCUGAUGGAUUGGUUUGCCAUCGUCACGUGACUGCGUUUCUGGGUUUUCUGACCAACGGCGGAAGGUCCAUGUGACGUCAGAAGGUUAGCUGCUCGGUGCUUUGAAUCUCAGCUAGCUUACCGCUCGGUUACCAUGAGAGAAGCCCCGGCCCGGUCCGGCCCGGUCCGGCAGACAUGGAGCAGUACAGCAUCCUGGGUCGGAUCGGAGAAGGAGCUCAUGGCAUCGUCUUCCAGGCCAAACACAUCGAGACAGGAGAGACGGUGGCCCUGAAGAAGGUGGCGCUGAGGAAGCUGGAGGACGGGAUCCCGAACCAGGCAGUGAGGGAGAUCAAGGCCCUGCAGGAGAUCGAGGACAACCAGCAUGUGGUGAAGCUGAAGGAUUUCUUCCCUCAUGGAACCGGCUUUGUCCUGGUGUUUGACUUCAUGCUCUCUGACCUCUCUGAGGUCAUCAAGAACUCCCAGCGACCUCUGACCCCGGCUCAGGUGAAGGGCUACAUGAUGAUGCUGCUGAAGGGCGUGGCCUUUCUGCACCAGAACUCCAUCAUGCACCGGGACCUGAAGCCCGCCAACCUCCUCAUCAGUUCCUCGGGUCACCUGAAGGUGGCAGACUUCGGCCUGGCCCGGCUGUUCAGCGACCAGGGGGAGCGGCUCUACAGCCACCAGGUGGCCACCAGGUGGUACCGAGCGCCAGAGCUCCUGUACGGAGCCCGAAAAUACGACGAGGGAGUUGACCUGUGGGCGGUCGGAUGCAUCUUCGGAGAGCUGCUCAACUCCUCUCCUCUGUUUCCCGGGGAAAACGACAUCGAGCAGCUCUGCUGCGUCCUGCGAGUUCUGGGGACGCCGACCCGGGAGAGCUGGCCCGAAAUGGUCGAGUUGCCAGAUUACAAUAAAAUCACCUUCAAGGAGAAUCCAGCGAUCCCAUUGGAGGAGGUCGUCCCUGACACGUGUCCUCAGGCCGUGGACCUGCUCCGCCGCUUCCUGGUUUACCCGUCCAGGCGGCGCUGCUCCGCCACACAGGCUCUCAUCCAUCCCUUCUUCUUCUCCUCUCCUCUUCCUGCUCACCACUCCGAGCUGCCCAUCCCUCAGAGGGGGGGUCGCCCUCCCCGCCAGCGCCUGCAGGCUCCGCCCACCGACUUCUCCGUGGACCUGCCCUGCAGAACAGCAUGGUAGACCCCGCGGAGCUGGAGCCACACGCCUCCUGCCUCUGAAAAGACUCAAAAUGUUGGAAAUGAGAGGAGGAGAGAGAAUUACCGAACUACUGAACUACUGAACUGAACUACUGAACUGAACUACUGAACUACUGAACUGAACUACUGAACUACUGAACUGAACUACUGAACUACUGAACUACUGAACUACUGAACUACUGAACUACUGAACUGAACUACUGAACUACUGAACUGAACUACUGAACUGAACUACUGAACUGAACUACUGAACUGAACUACUGAACUGAACUACUGAACUACUGAACUGAACUACUGAACUGAACUACUGAACUACUGAACUGAACUACUGAACUGAACUACUGAACUACUGAACUGAACUACUGAACUACUGAACAGAACUACUGAACUACUGAACUGAACUACUGAACUGAACUACUGAACUACUGUACAGAACUACUGAACUACUGAACAGAAUACUGAACUACUGAACUGAACUACUGAACUGAACUACUGAACUACUGAACAGAACUACUGAACUACUGAACUGAACUACUGAAACUGAACUGAACUACUGAACUACUGAACAGAACUACUGACUACUGAACUGAACUACUGAACUGAACUACUGAACUACUGUACAGAACUACUGAACUACUGAACAGAACUACUGAACUACUGAACUGAACUACUGAACUGAACUACUGAACUACUGAACAGAACUACUGAACUACUGAACUGAACUACUGAACUACUGAACUGAACUACUGAACUACUGAACUGAACUACUGAACUACUGAACAGAACUACUGAACUACUGAACUGAACUACUGAACUGAGUUUGUUUUGCAUCAGCUGCUUUGUGAGGUCUGCUGCUGACUUGUUUCCAUGGAAACCGGUGGUUGGUCUUCAUGAACUCCAGUCCAGAAUGGGGCCUCUUACUGGUGUUACUGGGAGGGCCAGCAAAGUCUUCACUCCCAGCUUCCACCCAGUAUGAAUCAGCUGGAACAGAACCUUCUGGUUCCCUCAGGAUGAUGGUUCUGGCUGGAUUCACUGGGAGAAUCCCAGUCCUUCCAGUAUGGAAGCAGAGCACCAGGCACGACUGUUUGGACCCUCGAAGUUUCAGCAGUGAUCUAUGAUGUUGCUUCAUGUCCGGUUUCAUCGCCAAAUACCACAGAACAAGACCUGUGUGGGCGGAGCCAGUGGUGGGUGGAGCCAGCAGUGGGAGGAGCCAGUGGUGGGUGGAGCCAGCAGUGGGAGGAGCCAGUGGUGGGUGGAGCCAGCAGGGAGGAGCCAGUGGUGGGUGGAGCCAGCAGUGGGAGGAGCCAGUGGUGGGUGGAGCCAGCAGUGGGAGGAGCGCUGGCUCCUUGUAGAAGGAGCAGCUCCUCAAUCCUCUCUGUUGCAACAAAAGACCCUAUGACCAGACAGAGCUCUCACUCUCAGAAGAAGAGAUGAUGUCAGGUGUGAUUCCAUCAGCUGAUUGGUCGUCAGGCUUUUCAGCCACCAGGGGUCAGAGGUCAUCAGGCUUCGGCAUGAAGGUCAGGACCUGCAGUGUUUGCUUUCAGUCAGAGAGUUUUUGGAAGAAUAAUCUGAGAAUCAGGUGAAAUGUUUUUAUUUGUACUUUUCCAUGUUGUUUCUCUGUCACAAUGGAACCAGUUCAGUUCCACUGGUUCCCAGUCAUCGGUGUCCGGCCCUGCAUUCAGUUCAUGUCAGGAUUCAGCCUGCAGCUGGGAUUAAAUCUGCUCUCCUCUGGCUAAUCCAGGAGCCGAUUAGGGACAAUCUGGAGCUGUGUCAGCGCUGAGGUUCCUCAGGGCUUCAUCUUUGGUCCCUGUUGCUUCCUGUGCUCCACCUGGGCCCCUGCUGGGCUCCUCUGUGUUUCAGGACCUUUUGUCUUCAACAGGCUCCAACAUCCCUGAGCGCUUCUGACACCGACAGCUCACCUUUGACCCUGACCUGAGCUUCCUUGCAUAUUUUUGUCUGUGACGAUGUUGCUGCGUCUGACUGGUUGUUGUAGCUCGGCGCCGAAGCUCACUGGUCGGCCUCGGAUGAAUCAGGGCUCCUCAGAU
This is a messenger RNA of Poeciliopsis prolifica (blackstripe livebearer), 3236 nucleotides long. It is a transcript of the gene cdk20, whose product is annotated as cyclin-dependent kinase 20. Gene Ontology annotation, molecular function: ATP binding; cyclin-dependent protein serine/threonine kinase activity. Gene Ontology annotation, biological process: protein phosphorylation. Gene Ontology annotation, cellular component: nucleus. The transcript is spliced from 9 exons. Lineage: Eukaryota; Metazoa; Chordata; Actinopteri; Cyprinodontiformes; Poeciliidae. The coding region runs from base 179 to 1174 and encodes 331 amino acids. The record is from RefSeq and is a predicted model, not a curated record.